Molecule: messenger RNA, 1568 nt
Organism: Notodromas monacha
Lineage: Eukaryota; Metazoa; Arthropoda; Ostracoda; Podocopida; Cyprididae
Source: the annotation of a GenBank genome assembly
CAUUUUUAAUGUCGUACAGUACUUUCCCGUCUUGAUUAAUCAUUCCUAUCGUUUGUUGCGGCUACGAAGUUGGUGCGGAAGUCGCGAUAAAAAUGACCGCCGCCAGAUUCCUGAUCGCGUUCCGAAAUGUGGUGUGUGUAUGUCGUCGGGACUUUUCGUUUAAGUGUGAGAGGACGUACCGUAUACCUAGAUUCCUCGUCAGGUGCGCACCCGUGGCAAUGCAGCACUAUGGACAUCUCCACUGGGGUUACCGUUUGGAAAGCAAAGUUGUACCCUUCAAUCUCUCGGAUAUCGGCGAAGGAAUCCGAGAAGUUGUGGUCAAAGAAUGGUUUGUGAAAGAAGGGGACAAGGUGAAUCAAUUCGACAGCAUUUGUGAAGUCCAGAGUGAUAAGGCGUCUGUGACCAUAACUAGUCGAUACGAAGGUGUGAUAAAGAAGCUGUACCAUGCCGUCGACGACGUCGCCCUAGUAGGCCAGCCAUUGGUGGACAUCGAGCAAGAAGCUGGAGACGCUCCAGAAUCCCUAUCGGUUGAACGGAUUGUGGAUGCUCGUGUGACGACGCCAGGCAUCGUAUUGGACUCUUCCGUGGACGUUUCCAGAGGCAGCAAAGGACUGGCCACGCCUGCAGUCAGAAGAAUGUGCAUGGAGAAUAAUGUGAAGCUAAGUGACGUUUUCGGAACCGGUAAAGACGGCCGGGUACUCAAAGAAGACGUGCUGCGAUUUCUCGGAAAGCUAGAACGUGCUCCAUCGACGACUCAUCCCAUGGACACUGACGCGUCUCGCUAUUUCCGUUUUGUUCCCGCGGAAUCGACGGAGAAGUCCGUUGCCCCGACGGUAGCAAAACCUACUUCAGUUUCCAUUGGAAGUGACAGAACUGAGCCCAUCAAAGGCUUCAUGAAAGCCAUGGUUCGGUCUAUGACAGCUGCAAUGAAAAUUCCUCAUUUCGGCUAUUGCGACGAAGUGGACAUGACAGAACUAGUAUUGUUGCGGAAGCGACUCAAGACGACAGCCGACGAGCGUGGGAUCAAGUUCUCGUACAUGCCGUUUAUGGUGAAGGCCGCUUCGUUGGCGUUGAACGAGUUCCCCGUAUUGAAUGCGAGCGUGGAUGACGAGUGUGAGAGGAUCACAUACAAGGCGGCGCACAACAUCGGCAUCGCCAUGGACACACCGGUCGGCCUCGUCGUGCCGAAUGUGAAGAACGUGCAGGGCUUGUCCGUGCUCGACAUCGCCGUCGAGUUGAGUCGUCUUCAGGCCUUGGGGGCCAAAGGUUCCCUAGGCACCAAGGACAUCACCGGUGGCACAUUCACCUUGUCCAAUAUUGGAUCAAUUGGAGGCACGUACGCAAAACCGGUCAUCAUGCCACCCGAAGUCGCCAUUGGAGCCAUUGGACGAAUCCAGGUACUUCCGAGAUUCAAUCCUGAGUCAGGUGUCUUAGAGAAAGCGCACAUCCUGCACGUGUCCUGGUCCGCAGAUCACAGAGUGAUUGACGGAGCCACAAUGGCCCGCUUUUCGAAUCUCUGGCGCUCCUAUCUUGAAAAUCCAGCUAAGAUGAUCUUGGACCUCAGAUGA